AUGCGAACAAACAGUCAACUUCCUUGUCGAGUCGUUGUGCUUCGUAUCUGUGGCGGUGUUGUGUGUACAUUCAGUGCGCUUUGGUUGGCUCGUUUCUCUCUGUCCGGUGAUGGUUGUAUUGUGCCGGAAUCUGAAUCUUCGACUCAUACUUCACCGUCUCACAUAUUCUGGCUUGGAGGCAGUCUUUUNCUUUUCCUCGGUCUGGGUAUCGGUUUGUCCUCAUCCACGAUGGGUAUCACCGGUGCGGACACAUCGGGCAAUCGAAAUGUGCAUCGUCUUCAACUGGCCGGUCUCAUCGGUCAAAUGCUGAUCCCGGCAGCUGUCGGCUAUGUGCAUCAUUUGGCUUCGUUUUGGCGCUACACUUGUGUCCUGAGCAGCACCACUCUCGUACUCAGUGUGCUCCUAACCCUGGCGUUCACCAUCGAUCUGUUAUGGAGUCGAUGUAUUGGUUCCUGGUGUGCAGUUCAGUCGUCCCGUUCCUCUUCCACUAUCGGGUCGAGUGAUUCGAACAGUUUCGGAGACUCAGAUCCGAUUCGUGCAAAAGCUGCCCUAUCACCUGUCGUUUUGCAUGCAGCAAGGGACUGA
This is a messenger RNA of Echinostoma caproni, 585 nucleotides long. NCBI's taxonomy places the organism in Eukaryota, Metazoa, Platyhelminthes, Trematoda, Plagiorchiida, Echinostomatidae. The record is from the annotation of a GenBank genome assembly.